Molecule: messenger RNA, 2426 nt
Organism: Salarias fasciatus (jewelled blenny)
Lineage: Eukaryota; Metazoa; Chordata; Actinopteri; Blenniiformes; Blenniidae
Gene: ubxn7
Product: UBX domain protein 7
Exons: 11
Coding region: 1-1620 (539 amino acids)
Biological process (GO): proteasome-mediated ubiquitin-dependent protein catabolic process
Cellular component (GO): nucleus
Molecular function (GO): ubiquitin binding
Source: RefSeq, a predicted model, not a curated record
AUGCGUCACAUCUAUGUUGUUGUUUGUGGCGGUAAGAUGGCGGCGCUCGGAGACACCUCGGCUCCGGGGGUGAACGGGUUAAUACAACAAUUCACAGCAAUAACAGGAGCCACAGAGAGUGUCGGUAAACAUAUGCUGGAAGCAUGCAACAACAACCUGGAGAUGGCCGUGACCAUGUUCCUGGACGGAGGCGGGAUUGCCGAGGAGCCCAGCACCAGCUCCAGUUCAGCAGCAUCGAGCAGCAGAGCUCCCCCUACAGAUGAAGUACGAGCACCGAUUCCCCAGAAGCAGGACAUACUGGUGGAGCCAGAACCACUAUUUGGAGUGCCAAAGCGAAGAAGACCUGCUCGAUCCAUAUUCGAUGGUUUCCGAGACUUCCAAACAGAAACCAUCCGUCAGGAGCAGGAGCUGCGGAACGGUGGAACAGUGGAUAAGAAACUGAGCACGCUGGCAGACCUUUUCCGUCCACCCAUUGAGCUCAUGCACAAAGGCAGCUUUGAGACGGCUAAAGACUGUGGGCAGCUGGAGAACAAGUGGCUAAUGAUCAACAUUCAGAAUGUUCAGGACUUUGCCUGCCAGUGCUUGAACAGAGACGUGUGGAGUAACGACGCAGUGAAGACCAUCAUCAGAGAGCACUUCAUUUUCUGGCAGGUAUAUCAUGAUAGUGAAGAGGGACAAAGAUACAUCCAGUUCUAUAAGCUCAACAAGUUUCCUUACAUUUCCAUCCUUGAUCCACGGACAGGUCAAAAGAUGGUCGAGUGGAACCAGCUGGAUGUGGCGUCGUUCCUGGAGCAGGUGACUGGCUUCCUGGCAGAGCAUGGGCAGCUGGACGGACCAUCGUGCCACGCACCCCCAGCGAAACGAGCUCGAUCGGAAAGUCUGAUCGAUGCCAGUGAAGACAGCCAGCUGGAGGCAGCGAUUCGAGCCUCUCUACAGGAAACCCACUAUGAGUCCUCCAAUGCCCCCGAAGCCCCCGACUCGCCGCGGUCGGACGACGAAUCGGACGCAGAGCCUUUCUCCGACAGCGAGGGUCCCAUCUCCGUCGACGGCUCAGACAGUGAAACGCCGGUACCCCGCGAAGAGAAAAGUUCCGCCAGCAAACACGCCCCAGCCUCGUCGGCCUCUGCGGCACAGCAGCGUGUCCACCCCGAUAGUUCCACCUCUUCCCACAGAAAAUCCCCGUACAAAGAAAACAACCACAGCCACAAGAAAGAGGAAAGCAAAAAGAACCACCUGGAGCCUUCGGCUGCACUUCCCCGCCAUCCUCACCCCGAUGGAAGCUCUGGAGGGAACCACUGCGCUCAGAGAGCAGGAAGCGCCGGAAGCUCGAAGAUCAGCACCUCGACGACCUGCGACGUCGACUGUCCUGAUGACAAUGGUCCUAAAGCCAGGCUGAUGCUUCGCUACCCGGAUGGACAGAGAGAGCAAAUUUCCUUGUCUUCGAAAGCAAAACUUCUGGCCCUGGUGAGACACGUCCAGUCCAAGGGAUACCCCAACGAACGCUUUGAACUCGUCACCAACUUCCCCAGGCGGAAGCUCGCCCACUUGGACUAUGACAUCACGCUGCAGGAGGCGGGGCUUUGUCCACAGGAGACUGUAUUUGUGCAGGAGAGGAACUAGUCUUCCCAGACACGUUCACCUUUUUGCUUGUCUGUACCUCCGGUAGACCUCACCCUUUCACCAAUGAUCUGGGACAAUGUUACUGGCCUUGAUCCCAUAACCUUCUGUUCUGGACAUUAGCUCCUCUUUUUCGCCCUGACAGCUGACAGUGGAUGGACUUCUCUCAGCAGCGCCACGCAACCUAGUCUGAAUACUGACUGAUGCUCUACAGACAGCCGAAUCUCUCUCUCUAGUAAAGUCAUCGACAAUUGGCCAGUAAGCCGUUUCAGACACGCCAGCGUUCUUUAGUAUUUUCUGAAUAUAUUCUGCUCUGAUGCAGGUUUCUUCUGGGUUUGAGGCACGUCAGGACAGAAUAUAUAUCACAAAGCUCCUUUUGAAAAGAAAAAUAAAGCUCAGCGGAUCACGAAUUGAUGACGGACAACCAGGGACUUGUACAAAGGACUCAUACCUCCCCGUACAGGACAUCAAAUGUCAAAGUUUAUUUUCUAGUUCUUAUUGUUUUCAUUCACUUCCGGUGGGUAAAGGGAGACUCGUCCUCGUUUCCCCUGACCCAAAUUUGGUCUCGGUUAUUAUUUUGACAGUUGUAAUUACUGAGAAGGAACGCUCACUCAAAGAAGGUCUAAAACUCACAAGUCACAGAAGGGAAAGAAUAAAAGGUGGUACAUCUCAUCAGUCGGACCUACACUGUACAGAGAUGGCUUAGAGAGACUGAUAUUUAGCUGUAGUCAUUGUUUUCUUUCUUUUUAUAUGCUGCCAAGAAAUGAUGCUGAUGUUGAAAUAUAACCACAAAAAACCAGGGGAUCCUC